This is a messenger RNA of Lingula anatina, 1551 nucleotides long. RefSeq names its product organic cation transporter protein-like. Gene Ontology annotation, biological process: transmembrane transport. The record is from RefSeq and is a predicted model, not a curated record. NCBI's taxonomy places the organism in Eukaryota, Metazoa, Brachiopoda, Lingulata, Lingulida, Lingulidae. Gene Ontology annotation, cellular component: membrane. Gene Ontology annotation, molecular function: transmembrane transporter activity.
AUGCACUUCGACGAUCUUCUCAAGACUCUUGGGGAGUUUGGCACCUUUCAGAAGAGACAAUACGCCCUGAUAUGUAUACUGAGCUCCUUGUCAGUCAUGGGUACGUUGGGAAUUGUGUUUUUAGGUGCUCAGGUGGACCAUCAUUGUAAGGUCCCUACUCACUACAUAGACUGGGUAACACAGGCUUUCGGAGCACUACAUUUGGAGAGAAGUAACAUCACUACAGAACCAUGUCCAGAGGGAAGAAUUUAUAGCGAGGAACCGUUUAAGAGCACACUUGUUUCUGAGUUUGACCUGUCUUGUGAGAAUGCAUGGCAACUGAGUACUUGCAAGUCAGUGUUGUUUGCCGGAAAGCUUUUGGGAAUGUUAGUGUCAGGUGUAAUAUCGGACAGGAAGAUCGUUGAAGAUUUAAAACUUCUUAACUAUUUGCAUUUGGUGCCAGGAAUGGAGUUCGUAGGUACAAGCAAGCGGCGUAUGGCCGGCCUCAUCAUCGGAAUGGUUUUUGGUUUAGGACACGCUUUACUUGCACUGGAGGCGUACUUUAUACGCAACUGGCGCCAUCUAGCGCUGGUGGCAAAUUCACCCGCAGUGAUCUUUGCAUUGUUUUGGGUUCUCCCGGAAUCAGUACGAUGGCUGCUCGCUCAGGGUCGACAUGACGAGGCAAAGGCAAUCAUUACAAGAGUAGCUGUCGUCAACAAGGUCACACUGGAUCCAGAUGUACUCGAUGGCUUUUUAUUGAAGGGAGACCAGGAGAAGAGGGUAACGCACACUCCUGUUGAUUUACUGAAAACCUUGGAUAGGGCUAAAGUGACACUUAAUAUCGCUUUGGUCUGCACUAAGGGGUUGAAGCAGGGUCCUGGUCAGGCAGAGAACGAUAUUGUAAAGUUUGAUAGCACUCAUACGGCAGCGGGGCUGUAUCCUCCCCAGGGAGGCGAGAUUGUGUACACAGCGUGUUUUGACCAUUUGUAUACUUGUCAUAUGUUUGUGAACGCUUUUGUAUAUUAUGGCCUCUCAUUUGGUACUCAAGCUCUCGGAGGCAGUUUUUACCUCAAUUUUGCACUUAUGGGCUUGGCUGAAAUUCCGGGACAAUUUCUGGUGUUAUUCGUUUUGGAUAGGAUAGGGCGUCGAAAGAUUCUUUUCAUCUUCAUGGCAAUUGGUGGACUAGCAUGUGUUUUUGCUGUGCUCAUACCGAAUGACAUGCAAUGGCUGACUGUAACACUGGCUUUACUGGGGAAGAUGGCAAUAAGCACCACCUUUGCUGUCAUCUAUAUGGUUACUAGCGAGAUCUAUCCCACUGUGAUAAGGCACGUCAGCUUAAGCUUCCAUUCCUCUAUUGGACGGUUAGGUGGUCUUUUGGCUCCUCAGAUUCUCCUCUUGGAAACUGUCUACAAGCCGUUGCCGUUCAUAGUAAUUGGGUUGUGUUCCGUGACCGCCGGAGGGCUGGCAAUGUUGCUGCCAGAGACCCUGGGAAAACCCCUGUCUCAGACCAUGGCCGCUUUCGACACGGUGAUAAAUGGAAGAACAACAACGGUCCAGAAUCAAGAGGGAUGA